Molecule: messenger RNA, 1209 nt
Organism: Lachancea fermentati
Lineage: Eukaryota; Fungi; Ascomycota; Saccharomycetes; Saccharomycetales; Saccharomycetaceae
Source: the annotation of a GenBank genome assembly
AUGAAGAAAUCGGCACUGUUGUCCAUAGACGCUUUUGCCAAAACAGAAGAAGAUGUACGUAUACGUACGAGAACUGGAGGUAUUAUUACAGUCUCUUGCAUAGUAGCAACAAUUAUGUUGCUACUCAGUGAAUGGUUUCAUUUUAACGAGGUAGUGACCAGACCCCAAUUGGUUGUUGAUAGAGAUCGUCACUUAAAGCUAGACUUGAAUCUAGAUGUGACAUUCCCACAUAUUCCAUGCGAUUUGCUGAAUAUGGAUAUCAUGGAUGCAGCAGGUGAACUGCAACUUGAUUUAUUGCAAAGCGGUUGGAGUAAGACCAGAAUCGAUGCUUCUGGAAACGAGAUUGGUACCAAGAAAUUCCAGAUUAGCGAUGAAGUUUUCGAUUCCGAACCAGAAGGUGAAGACUAUUGCGGUGAUUGCUAUGGUGCGAAAGAUCAAACAAGAAACGAUGACGUGGCGCCUGCCGAACGGGUUUGCUGCCAAACAUGCGAGGACGUUCGUAAUGCGUACAUCGCCGCUGGCUGGGCAUUUUAUGAUGGUAAAAAUAUAGAACAAUGUGAACGUGAGGGUUACGUUGAAAGGAUCAAUCAGCAUUUGACUGAAGGUUGUAGGAUUAAAGGUAAAGCUCAAUUGAACAGAAUCGAGGGUAACAUGCACUUUGCUCCCGGCAAAGCCUUCCAAAAUGCAAGAGGACACUACCAUGAUACGUCGCUUUACGUCAAGACACAAGAUUUGAACUUCAACCAUAUAAUUCACGAGUUGAGUUUUGGUAAGAACGUUAAGACUCCAGAUACAGGAGGCGUUUCCGCUUCUCCAUUAGAUGGUCGCCAGGUCUCGCCAGACUAUGAUACCCACUUUUAUCAGUACUCUUAUUUCGCGAAGAUUGUCCCCACAAGAUAUGAAUAUCUAAACGGUGACAAAGUCGAAACAACUCAAUUCAGCGCUACAUACCACGAACGUCCAUUGCAAGGUGGACGAGAUGAUGACCAUCCUACAACUGUGCAUACAAGAGGAGGAAUUCCUGGUGUUUUCAUUUACUUUGAAAUGUCUCCUUUAAAAGUUAUAAACAAAGAACAACACGCACAGACAUGGUCUGGGUUCAUAUUAAACUGCAUCACCAGCAUCGGUGGUGUUUUAGCCGUAGGAACGGUCAUCGAUAAGGUUGUCUAUAAGGCACAACGUUCUAUCUGGGGCAAGAAGAGCCAAUAA